AGCCAGUUAAAGUCUUGCGACAUCAACAGUGGCGGUCAAUCAGUCAACACGUGUAAUUCAUCGCCAGCAUCCUCAACGUGUUCCAGACCUACCUUAAUCUUUUCCACCAUCCUCAACCCCCCUACCUCUUGUCAUUUGUGUCCACCCCGCCCUCCCAUCUCCGAGUCACGCUGCCAAACUACCGUGCAGCUUGUCACCAUCGACCACCUAGUACCUACUAGUCGAAGCCAGCGCUACCUUAUCCCGUGCCCUUGCUGCUGUCGAGAUCUUUCUUCUACAAGACACCUUCCAUCAACACCAAACCCGUUCCUGCAUUUGCCUCGUCCAAGCUGUGUCUAUCAGGCGCAUUGUCGAAGCACCUGCUCCAAGCCUCGGGGAUCUUGAAACUCAUGGCCUGGCCUUGGUGAACUCCUCAAACAGGUGAGCUCUCCCUUCAACUCCUGUAUCCCUCACAUUUCGUUUCUGCAAACGCGCAUUUCUCCAUCAUGGACCGACGAAUUCACCCACAAAGACUAACGUGUGGCUCAACGUUACUUUAGACCACCGACAGAGAACUAAGACAAUCAAGCCGAGACUUCAUCCGGACCGUCUCAGGUCCUGUCAAAGAUGGAAGAAUCAAAACCAGUGGAUGUACCUGGCGCCAAAGGCGAGGAUGUCCAAACGGACAGCGAGGCUGCUUUCACUCCCGACCACACCGAGACACAAUCCGCUCUCAGCGGUUCUCCUCCUGACCACGAUGGUCUUCAUACCCCGACCCUUGGUCCUGUGAACUCGGGGAGCCCCAAGCUUUCGAGACACGGGUCCUUCUCCGGCAGCAGUUCUUACCAAGAGGACUGGGACGUUUUCCCGCCCCUCGACCGCAUCUCUGUACUCGAUCUUCUCGAUAACUUUGCUCUCCCACAGCAGCUGGAGAAGUUGCAAAAAGGCUUCUCAGCCCAGACGCAAAAGGUCCGCAAGUCCAGGGAUGCAUUCAAGAACAAGAGCCAGCAUGCGCGUGAGCGCAUGGUCGACGAGUGGCGGCGACGCGUCCCCACCGCCGACGAACAGUUGGAAAGAUACAGGAAGCGGAUGCGCACCAGCGUCGACAAGCUGGGAAAGCAAUGGAACGACACUAGGGUGGUCACGAUGCGCGAGAAGGUCUCAUUCAUCUUUGGCGUCAUGAAUAUCUUCGUUAGCGGUCUUCUCAUGGGCGGGUGGCCCGAGUACUUUCACUUGUGGUACACCGUCCAAGUGCUGUACUUCAUGCCUAUUCGAUACUUCACCUACCAUCGCCGAGGAUACCACUACUUCCUCGCCGAUCUCUGCUACUUCGUCAAUCUGCUCCUUGUUCUCAGCAUCUGGAUCUUCCCUGGCUCGAGACGACUUUUCCUAGCCACCUACUGUCUCGCAUUCGGCAAUAACGCGGUAGCGAUCAUCAUGUGGAGGAAUUCGCUCGUCUUCCACAGUUUCGACAAGGUCACUUCAUUAUUCAUACAUAUCAUGCCUUGCGCAACGCUCCACUGCAUAGUCCACCUGUGGCCAGCGGAUCUCCAGGCCAGCCGUCUACCUGCCAUCUGGGCUCUGAAGCACUCCCCUGCUGGCUCGAGUGGAGGUUAUGGAAAUAUCGUCUCUAUGCUUGCCUGGAGCUCUGUUCCCUACGCUAUCUGGCAGCUUUCCUACUACUUCUUCAUUACUGUUCGUCGGCGUGACAAGAUUGCUGCCGGUCGGCCGACAUCUUUCACUUGGCUGCGCAAGUCAUACUCCAAGACCUGGAUCGGCAAAGUCGUUCUCUCUUUGCCAGACGCCCUGCAAGAAUCUGCCUUCAUGCUGAUCCAGUAUUCGUACGCGGUACUCACCAUGCUUCCCUGCCCCCUGUGGUUCAUGAGUAGGUAUGCCUCGGCGGCCUUCCUCUCCAUCGUCUUUACCUGGAGCGUAUACAAUGGAGCAACCUACUACAUCGACGUCUUUGGCACACGCUUCCAAAAGGAGCUCGAAGCACUGAGGGCCGAGGUCAAACAGUGGCAGAACACACCCGAAAUGGGUGGCCAGUCGCCCCUGAUGACGCCGAAUCCCGAAGGGUCCGCGCCGAGCGAGCUGCACCUCACAAACAGCCAAGACGGAGCAAGUGGCAAUCUCAACUCGGCUUACAAGCACGAGAACACGGUCAUGGAAGAGAGCAUAAAGGCCGGUGCGCAGUCCGAUCGGAUUCCGCUGCUGAGCGAAGAGCUCUCGGCCCAGGGGGUAGCCAGUGGGAUUGAUGGGGGUGCUAGAGAUGUGGCCAAGGAGAGAAAGGCAGCGGGGGCAUCUUGAGUUGUCAUGUUGUGGAGGAAGCCGUCCUGAGAGCUGGGUGCUACUACCUAUUAUGACCCCCUUGAAUUUUGGUUCUAAGCGCGAAACGAUC
Molecule: messenger RNA, 2380 nt
Organism: Colletotrichum scovillei
Lineage: Eukaryota; Fungi; Ascomycota; Sordariomycetes; Glomerellales; Glomerellaceae
Product: F-box protein
Exons: 1
Coding region: 607-2289 (560 amino acids)
Biological process (GO): phosphatidylcholine biosynthetic process
Source: RefSeq, a predicted model, not a curated record